Molecule: messenger RNA, 2903 nt
Organism: Mugil cephalus (flathead mullet)
Lineage: Eukaryota; Metazoa; Chordata; Actinopteri; Mugiliformes; Mugilidae
Product: fibroblast growth factor receptor-like 1
Exons: 7
Coding region: 363-1844 (493 amino acids)
Cellular component (GO): plasma membrane
Molecular function (GO): fibroblast growth factor binding; fibroblast growth factor receptor activity
Source: RefSeq, a predicted model, not a curated record
GCAGAGUCCGCGCACUGGAAAAGUCACUGGUGGGUGGACGAAGCGGGCUCAGCGGACCGGACGGAGUCUUUAAGCAUUUGCACACUGGACGUUUUACUGUAAACUGUGGAAGUGGCCGUUUUUUUUUUCUUUGCUUGAGCCUUGAACUCGUGGGUAUAUUUCACGCGCACAGGCUCGUGCUGUUCGUUCAGGGGUCGGCGGAAAGUCCGACCGCUGUCACUUCAGAUUCAUGGACUCAACACGGACUUCGGCUAAAAGCACUUCUGUCAAAAGGCUGACACAAGGUUGACUUAACUCACUGAAUAUCAAGUGUCCACACAUCCCGCGUUGAUGCGUCUACGUCCCUUCCAGGCUCGGUCGCUAUGAAUUUGUCUUUGGACGGCAUGGACGUCCUGAAGAUCGUGCUGCUCAUCUUUGAGGCCGUUUUACUGACCGACUGCGUAAGAGGACCUCCGCGAGUCUGCGAGAAAGUCGCUCACAGGCAGAUGGCCCGGCUGGGCAGCGCCAUCAAGCUGCCGUGUCCGGUGGAGGGAGAUCCUCCGCCCCUCAUAAUGUGGACCAAAGACGGCCACAACAUCCACAGCGGCUGGAUUCGCUUCCGUAUUCUCCGCAUGGGCCUGAAGAUUAAAGAGGUGGAGGCGGACGACGCGGGGACCUACAUCUGCAAGGCGACUAACGGCUUCGGCAGCGUGAACAUCAACUACACCCUCAUUGUCAUCGAUGACUCCGCCAAAACUGGACCCAGGGAAGAGCCCAAAACAGGCGUGCGUCCCCGCUUCACGCAGCCCGCCAAGAUGAGGAAAAGGGUGAUAGCUCGUCCCGUGGGCAGUUCAGUGCGUCUCAAAUGCACGGCGAGUGGAAGCCCUCGGCCGGACAUCGUGUGGCUGAAGGACGACAGGCUGCUGACGGGGGAGGAGGUCGGUGAGGGUCGUCAGAAGAAGUGGACCCUGAGUCUGAGGAACCUCAUGCCGGAGCACAGCGGCAGAUACACCUGCAGGGUCUCCAAUCCGGCGGGAGAAAUCAACGCCACGUACAAAGUUGAGGUCAUACAGAGGACGAACUCCAAACCCAUUCUGACGGGCACUCACCCGGUCAACACGACGGUGGACUACGGAGGCACCACGUCCUUCCAGUGCAAAGUGAGGAGCGACGUGAAGCCGGUCAUCCAGUGGCUCAAGCGCGUGGAGUACAACGAGGAAAGCCGCUACAACUCCACCAUCGAGGUGGGGGACCACAGAUUCGUGGUGCUGCCCAUGGGGGAGGUGUGGUCGCGGCCCGACGGCUCCUACCUCAACAAGCUGCUCAUUACCCGCGCCAAGGAGGAGGACGCUGGCAUGUACAUCUGCUUAGGCGCCAACACGAUGGGCUACAGUUUCCGCAGUGCUUUCCUAACUGUGCUGCCAGACACAAAGCCUCCCAUCACACCUGUGUUCUCGCCAGCCUCCAGCUCCCUCCCCUGGCCCGUCAUCAUCGGCAUCCCCGCCGGGAUAGUGUUCAUCUUUGGCACGGUGCUGCUGUGGUUCUGCCAGAGCAGGAAACACUGUCCUCCUCCCCCCAGCGCCCCGGCCGCGCAGGUACUCCAGGGCUCCCACCGGCCGUCGUACCGAGAGCGGGACAGGGGCUACGUGGCCCCGUCGUCCAGCUCCUCCACCCCGGACAAAGACUGCAUGAGCUCCAUGAACUACGAGGAGUACCUGGCCCAGCAGCAGCUCCUCCUCAGCCAGGGAGGACCCACGAUCCCCCCUAAAAUCUACCCCAAAAUCUACACUGACAUCCACACGCACACUCACUCCCACGUGGACGGGAAAGUACAUCAGCAUCAACACAUUCAUUUUCAGUGUUAGCCUCGGGUGCCAAGUAUUCCCCCACGCUGACUGCUCCGGCAUCGGAGACGGACGCUGAGCCGCGGACUGAACGGCAGCUCCUGUCAGAGACGCUCACCAGACGUUACUCUUCACAGCUGGACAUUGUUGGGAAAGUAUGUGAAAAGAAACAACGGCCAGUGACACACACACACACACACACGUACACACUUUGUGUAAUUUCAUAAAAACUUCCACAUUUGGUGCUUUGUUUUUAUAAAAUUCUCACACCACUAAACUGCAUUAAUCGUUGUUGUGCACUUAAUACAGAAAAAAAAAGGACCUUUUUUGAGUUUACUUGCAGCUAUUCGGGCCAGCUGAAUGCUAUUCUCCAGCAGCUGAUUUUUUUUAUUUUUUAUUUUUUUUAUUUGGAAGCUUGGUUUUACCUUUCACAUAAUCAGCUGUUGGAGCGCAGAGGUUUCUGGAUGUUCUGCCAGGUAAUGAAGAUGAAAAUGGUACUCAAGAUUUCCUAAAGGGCUGUUUUUUUUUUUUUUUAAAUGCUCCUACUCAGGUCGACCCUUUUUUGUUUGUUGAAGAUGCAUCAUGCCGGGAAUGCUGACCACUAUCCUUCACGUCACCAUCCCUCGCUUCAGUUUAAAGUGAUAUAGAACGGACCGGUUGAGCCUUCUUGGUCUUUUUUUUUUCAUGGCAGGUUAAACCUUGCCAAAGACUGCACGGGAUGGAAACAUUAGUUAUUUUUAUUUUCAUGUAGGUUCCCAUCACUAGUCCGUAGCGUGCUGAGGUAAACCAGCAGUUUUUCUUUCUUUAUCCAACCACAGUUUAUGAAGCUGUACUCGUUUAUAAUCAAAUUGAGUCAUGAAUAUUUAAUUUAUUUUGCUAAAAAACAAAAAACAAAUGUAUCAAAGUUUUAUUUUUCAGAGUAAGUCAUUUUACAUAUCUAUGUAAUGUUAUUAAAGUAUACCGUUUUUGUGUAUAGUACAUUUUGUCACCCAGUUUAAUCACGUUUACGUCAUGCCAAUAUGUAGGUAUCUCUGUAUGUAAUUGGUUAUAUUUGACAAUCCUGUAUGAUGUACUCUAAUC